Messenger RNA from Vombatus ursinus (common wombat), 189 nucleotides. Its product is annotated as metallothionein-like. Lineage: Eukaryota; Metazoa; Chordata; Mammalia; Diprotodontia; Vombatidae. The record is from RefSeq and is a predicted model, not a curated record. Gene Ontology annotation, molecular function: metal ion binding. Bases 1 to 189 code for a protein of 62 amino acids. The transcript has a single exon.
AUGGACCCCAAAUGUAACUGCGAGAAUGGUGGCUCUUGCACCUGUGCAGGCUCCUACAAAUGCAAAUUAUGCCAGUGUGCCUCCAGCAAGAAGAGCUGCUGCUCCUGCUGCCCAGGAGAAUGUACCAAGUGGGCCCAGAGCUGUGUCUGCAAAGACCCCCUGACCCAGAGUUGCAGCUGCUGCCAAUAA